Podospora bellae-mahoneyi is the source of this 711-nucleotide messenger RNA. RefSeq lists its product as uncharacterized. The transcript is spliced from 2 exons. Bases 109 to 663 code for a protein of 184 amino acids. NCBI's taxonomy places the organism in Eukaryota, Fungi, Ascomycota, Sordariomycetes, Sordariales, Podosporaceae. The record is from RefSeq and is a predicted model, not a curated record.
UACAAUAACGAGAGCACUGUUCUUCUCUCCAGUCGUGGGACCUUUUGUCACACAAACUUGUACUACUGUUCACUCGCAGAAUUUAUCACACAACAACUGUCCCACACAAUGUCUGCGAACCCUGAUUCCGUCGGUAACCAAGGCGAGUUCCGCUCAAGAGUGCCUCCCUCGAGGCCAAUGGAUACCCAUGGCCACCAAAUCGGUCAGCCCAUCGGCAGAGAAGCUAUCCCCGAGUUCCAUGCCAAAACCUACCCGCCCGGCUCGGCGCCCAAAGAGUCAACCUUCUAUCCCAACCCCAUUCAUGAGAUUCCCGGCCAAGCAAUGAACCCAAAUAUGAACCCUUCGCUACGUACAAGUGCUCUCGACAUCCCUGGCGCCGACAGCAAAGAAAUCUACAAUGAGUCCGGUGCUGGUUCCCGCCCGAUCGAAGGCCAGACAGCCAACGAAAUUAGACACGAAAAGGCAAGAAAGACGGAUCGGUUGGGCAUCGCUGCUCAUGGUGGCACAGACACAACUGGCGAUGGUUCGAUCGAGGGGAUUAUGAGAGAGAGGGGCAUGGACCUUCCGGGAGAUAAGGAGAGGAAGGUGCUUGGGAAGGGUAUUUCGGCCACGGAGAGAGAUGCGACAACAUCGGAGGAGAUUGGGUCUGGUGGGAGAGGCUAGUUCAAGGUGCGAGACGUGUCAUGUAUGUUAGAGUGUUGUGAAGACAGA